AUGGGCGAGUCGGGCCCCGAUGACGCCCCGAUGCCUGCCGCGCUCAUCAUGAUGUGCCGGCCCAGGGGAGCGGGCAAGCGGCGCGAGGGCACGAAGCGCGCGAGACGCGCCGCGGAGUUCCGCCGGCGCCUCGAGGAGGCCGGGGUGUGGCGCGGGGGGAUGAGCGCGGACCGGCCGCGCGACGUGGAGGCCGUGUUCGCCCUGCUGCCCAACCCCGCGGUGACGGCAGUGCCGCUCACCCGGGAAACGCUGCCGGCGGCCGCCGCGACCGCGGAGCCCUUCCUGCGCCUCGUGGUCAAGCAGGCGAAGCCGGGCGCGUCGGAGCAGGCGCUUGAUUACGCGCACCUCCAGCCCGCGCCGGGCUUUCCCGCCAUCCCGCCCAGGCAGGUCCUGGUCCCGGCGCAGGAGCCCGGCGGCGCGCCCUACCGGCCCGAGCCCGGGGGGCCGACGCCGGACCUGGUGACGGUCGCGGACCAGGUCGCGCUGGCGAUCGCGUGCGCGAACAAGAACCUGGUGCCCGAGGAGGGCUACGGAUUCGCAUUCGAUGCCACCCUAGUGAGCCAGAGCGAGGUCGUGUUCGGAUCACAACCGCGCUACUGCUGGAAGCUGUCGUGA
Molecule: messenger RNA, 615 nt
Organism: Pedinophyceae sp. YPF-701
Lineage: Eukaryota; Viridiplantae; Chlorophyta; Pedinophyceae
Source: the annotation of a GenBank genome assembly